Molecule: messenger RNA, 1409 nt
Organism: Lathyrus oleraceus (garden pea)
Lineage: Eukaryota; Viridiplantae; Streptophyta; Magnoliopsida; Fabales; Fabaceae
Exons: 3
Coding region: 249-1274 (341 amino acids)
Source: RefSeq, a predicted model, not a curated record
CUCCAAUUUUAGUUGUAGGGUUAACUUUUGUCUUUUUAGUAAUGAUAUAAGAGGAGCUUAGAAGUGCAAGAGACAUAAGAGAAGGUAAAGACUGGAUUAGUAAUUUCUUAUAUCUCUGUUAUUGCUUACUUGCAGUGUUCCAAUCUGUCAGAUAUCCAAAUUUAUUGCUCUGCACCUUAUCACACCCACUAUUAACUAUCCUGCAUCUUUAUAUUCUCAUUCUUUUCUUUAUCAACUACCCUAACUCUAUGGCCUCACCAUCACCCAAACCACAGAAAAAACUCUCAGAAUUUCUAAAUGAACGACAAGAACCUUUCAUCCUAGAACUCUACUUAUUAGAAAGAUCAAAUUCCUCAAAAACAUUUACUUCAACUUCACCCAAGAGUUUCGAAAAACCUUCCAGCUCUCGCUUCUUAAACAAAAAGAGAAAACCUCUCUUUCCAUUUUGUAAAAUUUUAACAUGUGUACACAAGAAGAAGCUUCCAGCAGCAAUCAAGAAUUCCCACACUACAAGCAAUAAAGAAUUCCCACACUACGAAGCUAACAAUAACAACGUUGAUCGAACACAAACAGCUAUCGAAACAGAUCGUUUCUCGGCUUCCAGAAGCUCCACCGUGUUCCAUUCAUGCUCAGAUAUUGAUGAUGAAGAAGAAAGAACUCCGUUUUCGUCUCACAAAUAUCAUAAUCCUCUGUUUUCUUCAGACAGUGUCUGCAACAUAGGAAUGCAAAGCCAGCAAGAUACCGACAACAUAAAGUGCCACCAGAGAUGCAUAAAAGUGUGUGUGACACAUGAAACAUUGAAUAAGGAUGUUCGUGUUUGCGGUGUGGCUGUGCCUAAGAAAAUCACGGAGGAAUCUCUAUUAUCAGCUGCUAUAUUUAGUUCACUUAUUCAAACAGCAAAGAAAGAUCAGAAGAACUAUACUAAACAACUGAGACAGAUUCUUGAACAUAAAAGAGUGCUGUACAAGACAAAGAAGCUAUUAUUUGAUUGUGUGAAGGAAUUCACCAAAACUAUGAAGAAAAAAGAUUGUAAGAAAUUGAUGGGAGGUGAAAAGUUGGGGAAGAUAAUAUGGAAAAGAAGAGAAGAAGGUGGUGGAAAUUAUGAGAGAAAUAUUACUAAUUUGCUGAAUUUGGAUUACUUGGAUUCAAUUAAUGAAUGGAGUGAGUUUAAGACAGAGAUGAAAGAUAUUAGUAUUGAGAUUGCUGAUGCAAUUUUGGAACGUGUAAUGAAGGAUGAAACUGAUAUUUUGCUACCAACUACACAACAAACUUAAUUUAUGUUGAUGUAAUAUUUCAUACCAUAAACUUAAAUGAUGCGUUGCUUUCUUUCUAUUUCGAAUUGAAAAUAUGAAACAUCAAACGUGUUUGAAAGGAUUCAAAAUGGAAUAAUAUAUAUUUUGAUGAUUCUA